This is a messenger RNA of Gamsiella multidivaricata, 1774 nucleotides long. RefSeq lists its product as uncharacterized. The record is from RefSeq and is a predicted model, not a curated record. Lineage: Eukaryota; Fungi; Mortierellomycota; Mortierellomycetes; Mortierellales; Mortierellaceae. Gene Ontology annotation, biological process: mRNA splicing, via spliceosome. The transcript is spliced from 3 exons. Gene Ontology annotation, molecular function: RNA binding. Gene Ontology annotation, cellular component: ASAP complex; cytoplasm; nucleoplasm. The coding region runs from base 32 to 1528 and encodes 498 amino acids.
UGUUAAUCUCGAUUCAACCAACAGUUCCAAAAUGGCAUCACGAAGCCCCAGUGCGGCACCGGAUACUUCAGCAAGCGCCAGCGCGGACGACAAUGCAGACGGCAACAUCGGCGAAGACAUUGCUAUCAAGGGGAAGAACGAUAAAGAUGUGUCCAUGGGCAGAUCAGGUUCACGCUCUCGUUCGCGUUCUCACUCGCGAUCUCGCUCCCGUUCUCGUUCUGGUUCUCGCUCUCACUCUCGGCCCCGAUCCCGAUCUCAUUCCCGACCUCGCCCUCGCUCUCUGAGCCGCAGUAGAUCGCUCUCGCGCAGUCGUUCGUAUUCUCGAUCACCAUCGCCCAAGCCUACAGACGACGCGCGAUCCCUCAGUCUUUCCAGAGGCAGAUUAUUGAGGCAUUCUAGAUCGCGCUCACUGUCGCGUUCCCGCUCCGGAUCGCGCCCUCGCAAGCUUCAGCGUCGCGACCCUCGAUCUCGAUCUCGGUCACAGUCCCCUAGCAACGGUGUUUCUUUGGCGUCUACUAUCAAAGUGGGUAACCUGACCAAGAAUGUGGCAGAGGGUCAUAUCAGGGAGAUUUUUGGCACCUAUGGAAAGAUCAAAUCGAUCAAUUUUCCCAUUAACCCACGAUUCCGCUUCAACAUGGGAUUUGCAGAGGUUGAAUAUGAAACACAAGAGGAAGCAAAGCUGGCAUUGGAGGGAUGGAAUGGAGGCCAACUGGAUGGAGAAGUUGUUGAGGUUGCGUUCGCAACCAAGCUCACGAAAAUCUCUCCACCGUCCGAAAGACCUGUCCGCUCACGCGCCCCGCUGUCUCCGCGACGUACCGGACGCAUGCGCACUCCUCCUCCUCCUCGCCGCCGAAUUGAGGAUCAUUACUCGCCUCCUCGCCGGCUCAAUUCAUUUGCGCCUCCACCAGGACGCCGUGAUUAUCACUCCCCACCACCAGCUCGCCGCAGGAACGAUUUUUCUCCACCACCUUCGGCUCGUCGCCGCUACAACAUAAGUAACUAUUCGCCACCGCGUCGGGCCAGAGGGGUGAAUGCAGCCCCGCUUGGAGCGCGUGGCCCUGUUCGUGGACGCUCACCUCUGCCGCCAGUAAGGGGUCGACACAGAUCGUACAGCCGAUCCAUGUCGAGAUCUCCUGUGCGAGGCAGGAAGAGGUCACGCUCGUACAGCCCAUAUAGAUCAAGAAGCCGCAGCCGCAGCAGAAGUCCGCGUGGUCGUGGUGGCCGUGGAAGGAGCUAUAGUAUUAGUAGAAGCCGAUCGCCGCCUCGUAGAGAUUAUAGCAGAGGCGGAAGCUUAAGCCGGAGCAGGAGCAGAAGCCGCGGGCGCAGCGUUGUUGCUAAAGGAGGAGCGAGACGUUCAUGGACGCGCAGUCUGAGUCGAUCGAGAUCUCUCAGCAGGAGCCUUUCCAGGAGUCGGUCGCCGAGGAGCAGGAGCAGGAGUAGGAGUCCGUUUUCGGAUCGCGGAGGACGAACAGGUCGCCGUGAUCGAUCUAUCAGCCGUUCAAUGUCUCCCCCUAGACGCCGCAGAUGAAAGCGCAGGAGAUAUGUGGCAUCGCUGCCUUCUUAGGGACAGAGAAUGAUAAUCAGAGAUCCAGGGCGCAGAACGGCUUUAGUCAGUUCUGGACUCGCCCUUUCUUUCUCCACCAUAUUGUCUCUCCAGUAUAGGCAGCCUUUUUUCUACACAUAAAUAAUAAUACGAUGCCUUUUGAUCAUUCAUGGGAUCUCAAAAUGUUCAUUGUUCAGCAAUGCGUGAAGUCCAGGAUUUUUCCCAAUGUAG